GUUGUUGUAAAUCGGAUAGAUAAGGUGACAGAGUUGAUUUAAAGUCGUCAUAAUAGGCGGUAAUAGACACGAGAAUAACUCGGAAACGUGAAGUGUUUUAAGUUGCAAGGAUUGAGCCAACGAAUUGUUCCUUGUUUAUUCAUCAAAUAUUUCAUACUAAAAGUGGAGCGCCUCUGAAGCGCUGGUGUUUGAUGCACUUACUUCUUUUUAUAAAUAUAUUCUGAAAAGAUACCAACAACUCGGCCUAAAUGGUGAACAAUUCAGUAGCUCCUAGAAAAUCCCCGACGCCACCAGGCGUGAAAGGAACGAUCCCUGUGCCUCCAGCGAGGAAGAACCAUCCCAUGUCGAAUUCUGGUUCUAAAAAAGGUCAUUCAGCUCCAACUAAUAAGAGUCCCGUCCGAAAUCCGGGGCAAAGACCUCAAGGAAAAGUUCUCACUAAGGGCCCUGACUCGCCGGCUCCAAAACAGAAGGCUGAAGUUAAGAGCGAUACAGCGUCAGGGAGCGGGAAGAAGAGUUCUACAGUUUCAGUGAAUGUUGCUCCCACAGCCGAUGGAAAUUUGCAGGCGACGACUUGUAGGAGGGGAACCCCAGUGCAGCAAAACGCGGGGGCUACUUCUAUUGUGUUGGUGAAUAGCCAAGUGCCUCUCGUUAAUGUGCAACCAUUGCAUCAAUUACAAGCUCCACAGCAACAACAGUCCCCUGCUCAAACUUCGCUUGAACUUCCAAAGCAGGAGCAGACUAAUCAAAUUCAAUUACCGAUAAAUGCUAAGCAAAAUGGAUCCGUAAGUGAUAAUGAAUCACGAAUUCAAGAUGCCAUAAAUCAAUUUCAUCAAAAUGCAUCUGAGUCUCAACAUAGUCUAGAAACUCACAGGCAACAUAAUGAACAACUACCAAAUUUAGGCAUUAUAAUUGAUCAAUCGUUUGAUCUGCAGCAACCUGUAAAACAACAAUAUAGUCAACAAAUACAAAAGCUGGAGCUAGGUCCUCAAACACCUCAACAACCACAGAAAUUUUCGACUCCAAUGUCGCAAGUGAUGGAUCAGACUUCACCGAAGUUUAUACAGACUUCACCGCUUCAGUCCCCUGAAAUAAGCCUUCAACAAGCGGAUAUCCAACAACAAAUUCUGAUGAAACAGCGUCAACUCAAGCCCGCUCCCAUGCCUUGCAUAAACGGCGUGGUACUCGACCAGCCUCUAAACGCUAGCCUCGACAGCUCCCCUAAUGAACCGAAAAACCCUUUCUUUAAAAGCCAGAUGAUUAAAUCUCCUAAAUUAGGUCGUAGAGUUUCAUCACCCAACUCGGGAGUUUCACAAGAUCAGUUACUGGUCGGAAAUGAAUCUGUGAGCGAGAAGAUUCCCGGCUUCCUGAGAGGUAACGGACUUCGAAAAGGAAAUUUCUCAGGAUUUCAACCUCGAGUUCAAGCAAAACAGAUUCUUGGUCAUCACAUCAACCGCCGCUUGUCGCAGACGCAAGGUCCUGGAUGUGCAUCGCAGCCUAAUUUCGCGUACAGUCAAGGAGACUUGACAGAGAACACAUCAAAUCGUGGAUCGUCGAACAAUUUGAUGACAAUGGCCGAUUUUUCCAUCAGUACGCCUGAAAAUUUGGCAGACCAUAACACGGAAGCCUUUGGAACACUAAUGAGUGCGUUACAGAGCACCCAAUCAGAAAUGUUACCUCAAACAUUACCCAUGUUCCCUUCACAAACAAAUUUCGUUUCCCCGAAGCAACGAACUUCCUCCAUAUCAUCAACUAGAUCAAUGACCCAAGCCUUACAAGCAACCUUGCUUCCUCAGCAAAGCGUUCCCUUCGAGGCAACCCAUGUGCCUACAUCGGCCUCGAACGCAAUCACCGAGAUGACCAACUCUCAGGAAGCUUCAAAAGAAAGUCUUUCUAAAGUUGAACUGCGCAGGACUUCAAUUGAUGAAGCUAGCCCACCAAGUGAAGGAACUGGAACGUUGCUAAAAUGCAAUCCAGUUAGGAGCCAAGUCUUCCCAGCCCAAUUCAAGAAAAAUAAAAUAAUUGGACAUAAUCUAGCUGCAAUUAACCACACGUUCAAAGCUUCUACAAAUAACCAGGUUGAACAUCCAAUUUCGGAAGCAGAAAUCUCUUAUGUAGAAGUUAAGCCCGAAGCUGUGGGAGUCGAAACUCUGUCAGGCGAUGUUUCCAAAAUUCAAAGUGUUGUUUCAGGCAACUCUGCGUCUAAUACGAACCUUUCCAAUGCGUCGAAUAUUUUGCUGGCUGCUAGAGUCGACACGACUCCAAUGUCACCUACGACGUCCAUUACUGAGCCAGCACAGAAGAGUAUGUCCACUGUAUCACUGAUAAAUAUCAAUGAUAUGAAAACCAAAGAAUGUAUCGCGCGCGAAUUAGUAGGCAGUUCUGAUUCCGGAGUUGCCACAGAAGCCCACUGCAAUGAAGAGAAAAAAGCUGACGCAAUACCAAAGCCAAUCAUUACGUCAUCGGAAUCAAGCGCUGCUAUGACUCCUCGACAAAAAGUCGACGACAUUGCCAAGGAAGGAAUGACGGAUAAAUUACCGGCAGAAGUUCCUCUAGCAAAGCAACAUGAGGCAGGAAAGGAAAUUCGAGAAAGAGAGGUCACAUCCGUAAAGCAGAGAAGGUUUAGCGAACUCAAGAACUACAAGAUCGGAGAGAAGAGUAGACUGCAGGCUGAAGCACAAGCAGCAGCGCUGGCGGAGGUAGCUCUGAAGGAUCAAUCACGGGCCAUGAGCGCGGCUGCUGGAGACUCGGCCGCUUCUGCUCCAGCGCCUGAUCAAUUACGGGCCAAAUGCGCGGCUGCUGGAGACUCGGCCGCUCCUGCUCCAGCGCCUGAUCAAUCGUGGGCCAAAUGUGCGGCUGCUGGAGACUCGGCGGCUGCUGCUCCAGCGUCUGAUCAAUCACGGGCCAAAUGCGCGGCUGCCGGAGACUCGGCCGCUGCUGCUCCAGCGCCUGAUCAAUCGCGGGCCAAAUGCGCGGCUGUGGGAGACUCGGCCGCUGCUGCUCCAGCUCCUGAUCAAUCGCGGGCCAAAUGCGCGGCUGCUGGAGACUCGGCCGCUGCUGCUCCAGCUCCUGAUCAAUCGCGGGCCAAAUGCGCGGCUGUGGGAGACUCGGCCGCUGCUGCUCCAGCUCCUGAUCAAUCACGGGCCAAAUGCGCGGCUGUGGGAGACUCGGCCGCUGCUGCUCCAGCGCCUCAGACGAACGCAGUGGACCCGGCGCCGGGAUCCGACCGAUGUCUCGACCGCAACAACAACAACGACGCCAUGGAGGAAAUGUUCCGUAAAUUGUACGGGAAGGAACUGGCCGCACUACAAGGCCGAUAUGACGGCCAAGUUGAGAGCUUGACGGCCUUAUUGGCCCAAAAAGAGCAGGAAUUGGCCAGGGCCAAAAGUGAGGCGGCCGCGGCACUGCAGGAGGCGCAGAAGCAGAACAGGAAAGAACAGGAAGAGAUGAAGCUGAAACUUGAGCGAGAGAAGCAGGAGCUAGAAGAGAAGCACAGAAGAGAGCGAGAGGAAAGAGAAGAGCGUGAACGGGAAGAGAGAUAUACGAGAGACAAGGAAAUAAAAGAGCUGAGAGAGAAAGAAGAGAGGCGUAUAAGAGAAGAGCAAGAACGAAACGAGCGUAAGCGAAAAGAAGAAGAGGAAGAGAAAAAAAUAUUAAUAGAGGACAAAGAGCAAAGUAAUGACGAACAAGAGGAACAAGAAACGGAAGAAGAGAGCAGUAAGAGGGCGUUAGAGAAGCUACAAGUCGAAAUGUUGUUGCUACGUCAACAAAAUGAAGAAUUCGAAGAAAUGGUCAGAGAAAAAUAUCGGCGUCAAGUGGAACUCGAGGUGCAGAUCGGCGAGAUGAACAAAGAAAUCGCAUCCAAGGAAGCCAACAUACAAAGCGUGAAGGUAGAGCUGAGUUACUCUAAGAACGAGACCGAGCUCACGAGAGGUCUGGUGAAGAGACUGACAGAGGAGCUCGAGGAGCUCAAGCAGCGAGUCGAGAGUCUUGAGCAGGAGCUAGAGGCCUCCGAGAGGGAGCUAAAGCGCAUGGAAAUCCUACAAGAAAAACUGCAAGUCACGGAGGCCAAGAAGAAUGAAAUGCAGGCACAAAUUAACGACAUUGAACUGGAGCGCGACGAGGAGAUCAAAAUCAUACAAGACGCGCUAGACGAGGCAGCGGAGGAGCGAGAGGAGCUACUGACCACAUUCGAGAAGGAGCUUGAGCGUCUCACGGCUCAGAACGCCGCGCGGGAGGCGCAGAUGUUACUUGAGUUCGAGGAGAAACUCAAGGAACUUGAGCGCCAGCACAAAAAACAGAUCGAGGACAAAGAAAGAGAAGCUAAGGCUGCACUGCAGCGCAACAAAAGGAUGGCUGAUGAAGAAGAGGUGCGACAGCGUCUUGAGAAGCUCAGGAGCGACCUGAACUCUGAGUGGGAAGACAAGCUACGUCGUGAGUGCUCCCGACUCAAGGGUGAGCUGGACGAGCUUCACGCAGAAGAGAAGCAUCUCGCUGUCGAGUCCGUGAAGGUUCAGAAGGAUCAGGAGCUUCAUGCCACCAAGAAAAAUCUCGAGGUCAAAGCAGAAGCUUUAAAUAAAGAAAUUUCGACGCUGAAGGAAAGUCUGGUGACGAAGGAAGAGUUGUACCAGCAGGAGCUGGACGACGUAAGGACGCAGGCUGACCGCGACGUGUGGGAGCUGCGACGUAAGCUGCAGAGGCUCGACGAGACGACGUACGAUCGUCGUCAGCAGCUCGAGGACAAGCAUCGGGAGGAGCUUGAGCGCCUGCGCGAGGAGUAUGCAGAUAAGCUGUCGGGGCUGGAGGCGCAGCUAGCGUGCGUAGACGUCCGAGGCAUGGAAGACCUCAGGACUAAACUGGAGACUUGCCAUAAGACUGAAGUGGAGCACCUGUGUCAGCAGCACCGUCUCAGCAUGGAGAGGCUGCGAGAUGAGCUGGAGGCUGAGAAGGCGCAGGCUGCAGAGGAGGCGCGGGUGCUGGUCACCAAGCACCACGAGUACAUCAUAGAGGGGCUACGCGACCAGCUGGCUGAGGCUGUCACUACUGCUGCACAGUACCGCGACGAGAUCGAGGCCAUCAAGUUCGCGUUGUCGCGGCGUGAGGAAGUCAUCCGAUCGCUGGAGGAGGACGUGGCGAGGCUGCGAUCCUCCAAAUGUGGCACACCCUCGUCCCCCACACCAGCCCACUACACAUCACAGUCCCCCAGCAACACCCAGGCCCCCGUUGCCCCCUUCCAGUUCCCCCAUGAGGGGUCCCAGGGCUCACGCAGCUCUCAGGACCGUCUCAGCAACGACACGGAUGAUGAUGGCCAUAAGGGCAGCGGCCUGCUCGGUAAGGUCUUUGGAGGAGGAUGGUUCUCUGGAGGCCGGGCUAGAGAGUCGUCAACCGCUGGCUACAGCUCUCCUACAGGAGGUUCUUCUAAGAAGAACCGACAGUCAACGUGAUCUUUGGCUACGUUGACGUUCUGCUAAAGUGAACAGCGAAACGGGAAUGAACUCAAAUGAAACGCUGGGAAUAAAUUCUCAGGAGCAAUCCCGGACCAAAUGAUCUUGGUUCUUCGAUAGUCUGGCACUGUGUAGAACAACUUGGACUUCUGUCCUGGAAUGUUGAAACUCUUGCGGGUUCGAACUUGCGCGAAGUUUAAUGUCUUGCUUCAGCCAUCUGUAGACUCAUGUUGAAGCGAAGUUCGAACGUAUCCUGAAAUUUUUCUCUGCUCGCAGAGACUCGAACCAUGGCACGCAGCUCCGGAGAGGAGGCAGACAGCUGUCGAGCGGCAGCCCGAAUGAAUUUCGUAGCCUUUCCUAGAAUGGGAAUGCCGAUGUCUAAAAGACCGUGACCAGGAAGUUGGUUUGAUAUUUAACAUUACACUGGCAUAUUUAUGAAGAUAAAUAAAUUUGAAUUAAAUCAAUGCGUGAAAUUUGUUGAGGUCAACCAGGUAUUUUUCAAUUAAUUUAAUUUAGCGCGUGUUUGAUAAGCAAUAGCUUCAAUAAGAAUGUUACGUGAGAAAUUGAAAUCAGUAGAAGGGAUUAUGAAUUUUGGGGCCGAGAAAAAAGGCCAUAGGAAUUGUGUCCAAUUCACAGAUAUAUUCAAAUAAUAUUAAUUAUGUUCAACAAUAAUUUUGACAGAAAGUUAAUUAAAAAUUUUAAUCGCACCCUACAAUCAAUAAACACAAUAUUGUAACAAUACGUACAACAAUGCAUGAAUUCUUAAAUAUUAAAAAAUCACAACUAUUUCAUUGAAAUGUAAGAAAAAUAUC
Molecule: messenger RNA, 6253 nt
Organism: Hyalella azteca
Lineage: Eukaryota; Metazoa; Arthropoda; Malacostraca; Amphipoda; Hyalellidae
Product: calponin homology domain-containing protein DDB_G0272472
Exons: 13
Coding region: 249-5441 (1730 amino acids)
Biological process (GO): microtubule-based movement
Cellular component (GO): dynein complex
Molecular function (GO): minus-end-directed microtubule motor activity; dynein light intermediate chain binding; dynein intermediate chain binding
Source: RefSeq, a predicted model, not a curated record